AUGACGGAGUUUCCUUCUACGACGGAGAUAACAGUUGCUUCUUCGCUCCUCCUUCUUUCAUACGCACCGGUGUUUAUCUCACCUACAAGGUCGCAUCUAACAACCAAUUCGUUUCAAAAUUUCCAAGCUAAUUACGAGAAAUCGAGAUCUAGAUCUGUGAAAAUAUCAAUCGUUGUUGUUUGUGAUUAUAGGUCGAGAUCUGUGGAGGAAUCGAGCUGGUGUGAGGAAGGAAGCUUGAUUUUGGGAUCUAACGGAUCGGGAUCGUGCGGCUCUGCUCUAUCAAGCGAUCGUAACAACCUCGGAUUCGAAUUCAGUUACGCUGGAGAUCGAUUUAGUCUCACGAAUCUCAAGAUAGCAAGAAAACGUCGUUCUCAGGUGAUUUGGGGAUCUGUGUGUGAUCUGUCAACAUUCUCUGUUGAUUCGAAAGAAGAGUCGUCAUGUUUGUCAACUGGUUCCAGUGAGGUUUCCACGUUUGCAAGCAGAAUGAAUCUGAGAAAGCAGAGAAGUUACGAGAAGGUAAGAGUGGAAGUGAAAAAGAAGAAGGAGAAUAAGAAUGAGAGUAGCAGGUCAAGUUCUAUACGACGUAGAGCAAAAGAAAUCUUGGAGUUUCUUUCCACGGGUUCUUCUUCUUCUGAACUUCAGAUACGUCAGGUUCUUGGCAACACACCAGAUACCAGCAAAGCUCUCAGAAUGUUGUUGCAGAUGGAGGAAGUGAAGAGGUAUGGCACAGGAGGAAGACAUGAUCCCUAUAUUUACAAGAUUGCAUGA
Molecule: messenger RNA, 768 nt
Organism: Eruca vesicaria subsp. sativa (arugula)
Lineage: Eukaryota; Viridiplantae; Streptophyta; Magnoliopsida; Brassicales; Brassicaceae
Source: the annotation of a GenBank genome assembly